AUGACUCGUAAAACUACACUUAACCACACGUUGAAAUUUAUGCUCGCUUUGUGUGGUAUUUGGCCGGGCGCAUCGUUUGUUCUACCUUGUAGAAUAUUUUGGAUUGUUUCAUUGACAGUUACUUUAUUCUGUCACUACCGUUAUUUUCUGACACAUGUACAUUCUGCCGAAAUAUUGGAUUUAAUGGAUUGUCUGUCCAGUUUCCUAGCAUAUUCUAAAAUUAUUAUUAAGUUCCUUGUGUUUUGGUUAAAUGAGCAAAAAUUCGUCGAAAUUUUGACAGUGAUGGCAGAAGAUUGGAAUGAUUGCUCUAAUAAUGACAUCAGCAUACGUGAGACAACACGCAAAGCAAAAAUAUCGGAUCGCUUUACAAAUGCAAUCAUCACCCUUCAUACAAUGGCAAUUGUUGCAUAUUGCAUUGGUAUUAUCUUAGCUGAUACUGAUGUCUCUGACACUACGAAAGAACUGCCUUUAGUCAACAAGAUAGAAAUUCCUUUCGACAUAAACACUCAAUUUACAUACAGAACUGUUUUAAUCGCGGAAUUUUUACUUAUGAUUCUUUGCGGAUGGGCGGCUGGUAUAACAAACUCUUUAUUAUUAACACUGAUCUUACAUACGGCUGGCCAAAUCGAGAUUAUGCGUCAUUGGUUGAUGCAGCUUGUGCCUCGUAAGAAUGAAGAUAAACAUAAAUCAGUAGCUGCGACUACAAGCAAAAUUAUUCAAAAACACCAAAAAAUCAUCAGUUUUUCAAGAAACAUUGAAAUACUUUAUUCGUAUAUUGCAUUGCUUCAGUUUGUGUCAAACACAAUAAUGAUAUGUUCUAUAGGUUUUGUUAUCGUAACAGCAAUCGGAAGCCCCAACGCGGUUGAACAAAUAAUGAAAUCAAUUCUAUUCUACACUACAACAAAUCUCGAAGCAUUUAUAUUUUGUUAUGCUGGAGAAUAUUUGAAUAACAAGAGUAAAGAAAUUGGUGUCGCGGCGUACAACUGUGAAUGGUACGAUUUAAAAUCUACUGAAAGUCGAAUCUUGUUAUUUAUCAUAUUGAGAUCGCAAAAACAAUUGACACUCACGAUAGGAAAGAUGAUGGAUUUGUCUUUACAAGCUUUUACAAGCGUAAGAUUAUAUGUAAACUUUUAAUCUUUAAAUACGAAAAAAAAGAUAACAAAAAAAAAUCCGCUUAAUCGCACGGCAAAAUUUAUACUCACUUUGAGCGGUGUUUGGCCAGGCGCAUCAUGUGUUUUAUUUUCGAGAAUGUUAUUCAUCGUUUCAGUGAUAAUUAUUCAGUGCUGUCAUUACCGUUAUUUUAUGAUACAUAUGCAUUCGGCCACACUUUGGGAAUUCAUGGACAUCUUGCCUGUCGUUAUGGCACAUUCCAAAAUGCUUUUUAAGUGCCUUGUGUUUUGGUUGAAUCAGCGAAAAUUCAUCGAAGUUUUGACAAUAAUGCAAGAGGAUUGGAGUGAUUGCGCUAAUAACGAUAUCAGCUUGCGUGAGACAGCAAGCAAAGCAAAAAUAUCGGAACGUAUUACAAACUUAAUUCUCAUUCUUCAUACAAUGACAGUUUCUGGCCAUGGUAUUGGUGUCAUUCUGGCCAAUGUCGACGUUACCGAUAACACGACCACAGAGUUACGCUUCUUCACUAAGAUAGAAAUUCCCUUUGAUAUAAAUACGCAACGCACAUAUAGAUGUAUUUUAAUAACAGAAUUCUUUUUCUUGAUGAUGUGGUCCUGGUCAUCUGGUGCAAUAAAUUCUUUGUUAAUAAUUCUAGCAAUCGGCAGCUCCAACGCGUCAGAGCAAUUAGUAAAAUCCUUUUUAUUUUACUUUAUAACGAACCUCGAAGCAUAUAUGUUUUGCUAUGCUGGAGAAUAUUUGAAAAACAAGAGUAAAGAAAUUGGUUUUGCAGCAUACAGUUCUGCAUGGUACGAUAUGAAAUCUAAAGAUAGUCGUAUCCUGUUAUUUGUUAUACUAAGAUCACAAAAGCCACUGACGCUUACAGCUGGAAAAAUGAUGGAACUAUCCUUACAAUCUUUUACAAGCAUUAUGAAUACUUCGGGAUCAUAUUUAUCGGUAUUAUUGGCAAUGUAA
Molecule: messenger RNA, 2079 nt
Organism: Atta colombica
Lineage: Eukaryota; Metazoa; Arthropoda; Insecta; Hymenoptera; Formicidae
Exons: 10
Biological process (GO): sensory perception of smell; detection of chemical stimulus involved in sensory perception of smell
Cellular component (GO): plasma membrane
Molecular function (GO): olfactory receptor activity; odorant binding
Source: RefSeq, a predicted model, not a curated record